UCCGCUGCCGCUCGCCUGCCCCGGCCUGGCCAGUCCCGUCCCGGCCCCGCAGGAAGAGCCAAUGCGGCGCCGCCGCCCCUCGCCCCGGCCAUGGACACCAGCGACCUGUUCACCAGCUGCAAGAAGGGGGACGUGAGCCGAGUGCGAUAUCUUCUUGAACAGAGAGAUGUCGAAAUAAAUGUUCGGGAUAAAUGGGACAGUACCCCUUUAUACUACGCUUGUCUCUGUGGACACGAGGAGCUUGUAUCCUAUCUUCUAGCCAGUGGUGCAAAAUGUGAAGCAAACACUUUUGAUGGGGAGCGUUGUUUGUAUGGGGCUUUGAGUGAUGCCAUCCGACGUGUGUUGAAGGAAUACAAGCAGAUUACAGCGAAGUGCAUGAAGAGAGAUUAUUACGAUGUCUUCUUGCAGCGGCUUCUGGAACAGGGUUACCAAAGCGACAUUGUCUUCAUCGUCCAUGGGAAAUCCUUCUGUGCCCACCGCUGCAUCCUUAGUGCCCGCAGCGUGUACUUUGCAGAAAUGUUUGAGACCAAGUGGAAAGGGAAGAACAUGAUAGCAUUAAAGCACCCACUGAUCAACCCAGCGGCCUUUGGCUCCCUCCUGCAGUAUCUUUACACAGGUCGUCUAGACAUUGAUGUAGAAUAUGUGAAUGAUUGCAAGAGACUAGCCAAGCAGUGUCGGCUUCAGGAUCUCAUUGAGGAUUUGGAGAUCAAGUGUAAAAAGGUCUAUGAAUUUGUCUCUUCCAAGCCAGGGACCUGUGUGAAAGUGCUGACGAUUGAGCCCCCAGGUAACUGCCGGCUACAGGAGGAUCUGGCUCUACUGGCAGACUGCGCCCUGCCGGCUGAACUGCGGGUGGGUUUUGGGGAGUUGCCGUUUGACAGCACUGACAACUUUAGCAGCUGUCCUGAUGUGUGUUUUCGAGUGACAGAUUACAACUUUUUAUGCCAUAAGGCAUUUUUCUGUGGCCGCAGUGAUUACUUCAAAGCCCUCCUUGAGGAUCAUUUCAGUGAGAGUGAGGAGCUGCAGACUCAGCCCACCAUCCCUGUGGUGACCCUUCAUAACAUCUCAGAAGACAUCUUCAUCAGGGUCCUCUACUACAUCUACAGCGAUGACACCGAGCUGUCCCCUGAGAAUGCUUAUGACGUGCUGUGUGUAGCAGACAUGUACCUGUUGCCUGGCCUCAAACGCUUGUGUGGGAGAACCUUGGCUCAGAUACUUGAUGAGGACAAUGUUGUCAGCAUCUGGAGGAUUGCAAAGCUGUUCCAGCUGACCCGACUGGAGGACCAGUGCACGGAGUACAUGGCAAAGAUCAUUGAGAAGCUGGUGGAGCUAGAGGAGUUUGCGGCUGCGGUGAAGGAGAAUGCUGAGGCAGUGGAGGAACGGCAGGAGACCGAUUCCAUCCCCCUGGUGGAUGACAUCCGCUUCCACAUCACCAGCAAUGUGCAGACUUACAGUGCUAUCGAGGAGGCCAACCAGAAACUAGAGGCCCUGGAAAACCUCCUGGCCAGUAUAGGACUCGAGUGCUGAAGUCUGUAAAUCCUGCUGUUGGAUGCAGAGAGCAGCUUGUGUGACCUCCAGUGGGUUGCCUCUGAGUGCAAGAACAUAUGAGUCUUAGUCAAAUGACUUUUCUUUUUUCUCUCCUCCUCCUUCCCCCCCCCACCCCCCAACCCCAGGCAUGGUUUCCUUUUAAUUCAUUCAUGGCUGGACAUUCACAUGUUUGCUUUUUACCUUCCGUUAAUAGGAUCACAAAGUGCAGCAGUUUGAUAGUUACUGCUUGUACGAUACAGCACUGAGAGGGAACUGCCAGCCAUAUGGCUAAUGGAGCUGUAUUAACAGACUCAGUGACAUCUGGCCCCAGGAGCUGCCCCACUCUCUUAGCCAGCAAUGCAUUUCUGAAACUGGUUCAAAUCAGGGUUCUUGUAUAGUUAUCAAGGGAACAAAAAUGGAUUAUGAUAAGUGUAAAGGAAUCUACUAGAAUUAAACUGGCUGGUCUUUCGCUGUCAGUAUUAUGGGGAGUUAGUGGAGAGGAUGGCAUUUUAAUGGGGCACUAGCUGACUUCACCUGCUCUUCUUGUUUCUCAGUCACAAACUACUGGGAUCCUCCAAGUAUUGACACCUAGAUUUACACCCUCAGUGUAGUAUGGAAGUUUAGGUUUUAAGUCCAUAUUCUGACAGAUUGUGACAGUGUAUCCUUGAUCAGGGGGACGUGGCUAAAUUGAAUUAUUUCUUUUCUAGGUACUUUAUUUAAUGCAUGUCCCAAAUAUAAACCUAUAGGAAUACAUUACAAAGCAGCAGGAGAGAGACCUAGUCUCCUAAGGAGCCAGUAACUUUUCAAAGGCACCGAUGCAGAGGUCCUGCUCUUGUCUCACUCUAACAGGAGAGCAACUCCUUUCCUCUCAGAGUUGCCACAUGGUCUUUCUUUGGCCUGUUGUGUCAGGAUGAAGGAGAGACUUACCAAAGUUUAAGGGUGGGUGACAAGGAAAAGGGAGCUUUACAAGGCUUGUCUCAGUUCAUCUGCCCUGCUCUUUCAUCUUCUGACUUUACUCAGGCUUAAAAACCUUGAGUUCUUGUUCUUCAAGAAGCUAAUUCUUCAUCUUUGCAAAUGUGUUUGGGGAUUCUUCCUCUGCAGUAGAUAUCAUUAUCUUUAGAAAUCUGGUCUCUCUUGGCUUUUAGAGAGGGAGGGUGCUGUUUUUUUCCUCUUUUCUCAACAUCAGUCAGUGGGCCACAACUCUUGCACUAAGUAUACCUAAUCAUAUGGACUAGUUCUCCAAGCCCUGCUCCCUUGCUGUUACAGCCCUGCCCUGUAAGCAAACCCACCCUGUCUCACUACAUGUCCCUCUUUAGUGUUGCCCUGUUUCUAGAUACCCUCAGAGGUGGAAGUGUAGCAAGAGUUUUACUUGUCGCUCUGUUUUGUGUGACAGCAUGGUUGGAAGUUGCAAUUUUACAGGAUGUCCGGGUUAUGAAAUGACUUCAAGCUGGAUUCAGUGGUCCUGUGUGCUGAUACUGGGUGAUACGCCAAAGAGACAGUAUUGCCAGAGUGCAGGACAAUUACAUCCUCUCUUUGUUCACUUGUGAGUGAGGUCAGGGUAUUUUCUUGGUGUUGGCCAGAGAAAGGAAGGGAAUCUACAGUCACAAAACCUUGCCUGCACCCAGAUUUUGUUCGUUCUUCUUAAAUCUCCUGCUCUUGUCACAAGGAUGCACUAUGGUUGCUAGACUUUCUAGAGUUGUUGUCAGAGCCCCAAGGAUUCACUGUCCGGUUUUCCCAGAGUGCAAAGCAUGGAGACUUAACUGCUCUGACCCUUUAGAGAGUCAUAGGAAGUGGGUGGCUUAAUGGCGGG
Molecule: messenger RNA, 3334 nt
Organism: Gopherus flavomarginatus (Mexican gopher tortoise)
Lineage: Eukaryota; Metazoa; Chordata; Testudines; Testudinidae
Gene: ABTB1
Product: ankyrin repeat and BTB domain containing 1
Exons: 12
Coding region: 91-1524 (477 amino acids)
Cellular component (GO): ubiquitin ligase complex; cytoplasm
Molecular function (GO): protein binding
Source: RefSeq, a predicted model, not a curated record